GUUCUAUACGAAGUAACCAGAUACAUUUUACUACGCCAUGGCUCGUACAAAGCAAACUGCUCGCAAAUCUACCGGAGGUAAAGCUCCACGUAAACAACUCGCCACCAAGGCCGCACGUAAAAGUGCCCCCGCCACCGGAGGAGUGAAAAAGCCUCAUCGAUACAGGCCAGGAACUGUCGCUCUCCGUGAAAUCCGUCGUUACCAGAAGAGCACUGAACUUCUCAUCCGUAAACUACCUUUCCAACGUUUAGUACGUGAGAUUGCCCAGGAUUUCAAGACUGACUUGAGAUUCCAAAGCUCAGCUGUUAUGGCACUUCAGGAAGCCAGUGAAGCAUACUUAGUUGGCCUUUUUGAAGAUACCAACUUGUGUGCUAUCCACGCCAAACGAGUAACCAUUAUGCCUAAGGAUAUCCAACUUGCUCGUCGUAUUAGAGGAGAGAGAGCAUAAAUUGCUUCAUUAAUCAACGGCCCUUUUUAGGGCCUA
Chelonus insularis is the source of this 484-nucleotide messenger RNA. Its product is annotated as histone H3. The transcript has a single exon. The record is from RefSeq and is a predicted model, not a curated record. The coding region runs from base 38 to 448 and encodes 136 amino acids. Gene Ontology annotation, cellular component: nucleosome. Gene Ontology annotation, molecular function: DNA binding; structural constituent of chromatin; protein heterodimerization activity. Lineage: Eukaryota; Metazoa; Arthropoda; Insecta; Hymenoptera; Braconidae.